Messenger RNA from Microstroma glucosiphilum, 1563 nucleotides. RefSeq lists its product as hypothetical. Bases 1 to 1563 code for a protein of 520 amino acids. The record is from RefSeq and is a predicted model, not a curated record. The transcript is spliced from 2 exons. Gene Ontology annotation, biological process: unsaturated fatty acid biosynthetic process. Gene Ontology annotation, cellular component: endoplasmic reticulum membrane. Lineage: Eukaryota; Fungi; Basidiomycota; Exobasidiomycetes; Microstromatales; Microstromataceae. Gene Ontology annotation, molecular function: iron ion binding; heme binding; stearoyl-CoA 9-desaturase activity.
AUGGACCAGCUCAGCCCACCCGCUUCGGAUGCUUCCGACGAUGAGCGAGUCGCUGUGCCAUCCACUGGCGGCCGCAAGAAGGUCUCCAACAAGUGGGAGAAGGCUGACGGUGUCAAGCACGCCGACGGUGCCAUCCCUGACGACUACGUGACAAGGACACUCGAACGUGAGCCACCCCUUCCUCCUAUCGAGUGGAAGAAUGUGCUCAGCGAGAUCCAAUGGGUCUCUGCUACCGUCCUCACUGUCACACCUCUCCUUGCCAUCUACGGCAUGUUCACCACUCCUCUGUCGUGGAAGACCUUCAUCUGGUCCUUCAUCUACUACUUCUUCACCGGUCUGGGUAUCACCGCUGGCUACCAUCGUCUGUGGGCCCACCGAUCAUACACCGCCUCUCUUCCUCUGCAAUACUUCCUUGCCUUCAUGGGUACCGGCGCUGUUCAGGGCUCCAUUCACUGGUGGGCCCGUGGCCACCGUGCCCACCACCGUUACACCGACACCGACCUCGACCCGUACGGAGCUCACAACGGUCUCCUGUGGUCGCACCUCGGAUGGAUGAUCGUCAAGCCCCGCCGCAAGCCAGGUGUCGCCGACAUCUCUGAUCUGCGCCGAAACUCGGUCAUCAAGUUCCAGCACAAGUUCUACUUGCCGCUCAUCCUUAUUAUGGGAUUUGUCUUCCCCACCGCCGUCGCCGGUUUCGGAUGGGGUGACUGGCGCGGCGGCUUCUUCUACGCCGCCGUCGCACGUCUCGUCUUCGUCCACCACUCUACCUUCUGUGUCAACUCGCUUGCCCACUGGCUCGGUGAGGCCAGCUUCGACAACAAGAUGACUCCUCGAGACCACUUCAUCACCGCUCUCGUCACCGUCGGUGAGGGCUACCACAACUUCCACCACCAGUUCCCCAUGGACUACCGUAACGCUAUCAAGUGGCACCAGUACGACCCCACCAAGUGGUUUAUUGGCUCCAUGAAGGCACUCGGACUUGCUUCGCACCUGAAGACUUUCCCUGACAACGAGAUCAAGAAGGGUCAGCUUGCCAUGCAGCUGCAGCAGGCACACGAGAAGCAAGAAGCCCUCUCGUGGCCCAAGAGCUCUAACGACCUCCCCGUCAUCUCUUGGGAUGAGUUCAAGGACGAGUCGAAGAACAGGCCUCUGGUCUGCGUCGCCGGCUUCAUCCACGACAUUUCCUCCUUCCUCGACGAGCACCCUGGUGGUCGCCACCUGCUAGCUGCUCGUAUCGGACAGGACUGCACCUCUGCCUUCAACGGUGGAGUGUAUGACCACAGCAAUGCAGCACACAACCUGCUCAGCAUGAUGAGGGUCGGUGUCCUCGACGGCGGCUACCAGCUUGCCGAGAAGGAGAAGGUGGAGGGUGAGGUCGAGAAGUCCGAGAUCAACUCGUCGCUGCUCAACGAUGACUUGGCAGCCCAGGUCUCUGCACGCAAGUCCGUCUCAUCCAAGGCUACCGCUUACGUUGUUCCCGGUCAAGCCUACCAUAUCGACAAGCGCGCCGAGCUCAAGGCCAAUGUCCGCGACAAGUCUGGCAAGGUCGGUCGAGUCUUCUAA